AUGGUCGAAGAGAUUGCAUAUAUUGGCAUUUCUAACGGCCCAAAAAUACUUUUACAAUGCACAUAUGAUAACGGCGACUUUGACUAUGUCAUUCAUAAUGUUCUUAAGAAUUUAAGUAUCCAACAUGAAAAAUCUAAAUUUAUCAAAAGUGAUUUCAUGUAUUUCUUGCUACAUUCAGAGAACAACUUGAAUAUAUUUUUGGUAGCAGAAAAAGAUUUCUCUGAAACCAUCGGAUUCAAGAUUUUAGAAGAUAUCCGUUCUGAUAUCUUGAGAUUAUACGCAAAUAGCUGGAUGGAAAUGGAAGAAUACCAGCUACAACAUGAAUACGAAAAAGAAGUUGCUCAUAUUAUUAAGAAAAACACUUCGAAAACAUCUGAAAUUGUUCAAGAUAUAAAUAUGGAAGAAUUAGAGCACGAAAUACAUAAUGACCCAAUGGAAUAUACUAACUAUUCCUAUAAUGAGCCUCCUUCUUGCAGAAAAAUUCUCGAUGAUAUAAAACACUGGAUUAUCGCAAACUGGUGCGAAAUCAUAGGUGGAAUACUCCUCCUUAUAUUGUUCUUCUUAUUGGUUACAUUAAUCUUUUGGCAUUAA
Molecule: messenger RNA, 591 nt
Organism: Trichomonas vaginalis G3
Lineage: Eukaryota; Parabasalia; Trichomonadida; Trichomonadidae
Product: longin domain domain-containing protein
Exons: 1
Coding region: 1-591 (196 amino acids)
Source: RefSeq, a predicted model, not a curated record